This is a messenger RNA of Trypanosoma grayi, 828 nucleotides long. RefSeq names its product putative FtsJ cell division protein. Gene Ontology annotation, cellular component: preribosome, large subunit precursor; nucleolus. Gene Ontology annotation, molecular function: rRNA (uridine-2'-O-ribose)-methyltransferase activity; rRNA (guanine) methyltransferase activity. Gene Ontology annotation, biological process: maturation of 5.8S rRNA from tricistronic rRNA transcript (SSU-rRNA, 5.8S rRNA, LSU-rRNA); rRNA methylation; maturation of LSU-rRNA from tricistronic rRNA transcript (SSU-rRNA, 5.8S rRNA, LSU-rRNA). The coding region runs from base 1 to 828 and encodes 275 amino acids. The record is from RefSeq and is a predicted model, not a curated record. The transcript has a single exon. NCBI's taxonomy places the organism in Eukaryota, Euglenozoa, Kinetoplastea, Trypanosomatida, Trypanosomatidae.
AUGUACCGGUGCCGCUCCGCAUGGAAGCUGCUGGAGCUCGAUGACACGUAUCAUCUCUUCAGCCGCGGCUGCUCCACUGUGGUGGAUCUCGCAGCGGCGCCCGGUGGGUUUGCGCAGGUGGCGCUGCAGCGCAUGGCAGCAGCAUCUGCAAAGAAGCCGUCGCCUGUUGUCGUGGCGUUCGACCAGCGUCCGAUCGUUGCAAUGGAGGGCUUGUUUGCGGUUAAGUGCGACAUCAAUGACCACGUGCGUGUCAUGAAUCACACUGCCAGCUUACUGCGCAAGCUUCAGAGUAACAAUGAGCAGAUGCGGCGGUCCGUGCAGGUGGUUCUCCACGACGGCGUCUCUGUUGUGAAGGCGCAAUCGGCAUUCUCAGUAACGUAUGGACAAAACCAAAUGGCCCUAGGUGCGCUACGACUUUCCUGCUCUCUUUUUUCCUCACAGAGGAAGGGCACCGGCACUCAAUGUCCCACAGACACAACAUCCACGAAUGAUUCAAUGACCUUUGUCACCAAGGCCAUGCAUUCAACGCACUUCAACACGUUGCUCGAAGCCGUUAAGAGGUAUUAUAGUUGCGUGAAUGUCCACCGCCCAUCUGAGUGCAAAACAGAAAGUCUAGAGACGUACAUUGUGGCACGUGGGUUCAUGCCGCAACGAUGGAUAUUGGAAGAGAGGCGGGCGGCUGGAAGUCACCCACACCUUAGCGUGCCGCCGCAUCGGGAGGAUGUGCUUAGUGGGCGACAAGUAUUGUGGCGCUGCUGGGGCUGUCGUGCAGUUCGACUGGGUGCUGCGCCCUGCCCGCUCUGCAGUGUGGCGUUGUUUUCACGCUGA